Astyanax mexicanus (Mexican tetra) is the source of this 5997-nucleotide messenger RNA. RefSeq names its product zinc finger, NFX1-type containing 1 (gene znfx1). Lineage: Eukaryota; Metazoa; Chordata; Actinopteri; Characiformes; Acestrorhamphidae. The coding region runs from base 128 to 5944 and encodes 1938 amino acids. Gene Ontology annotation, cellular component: nuclear RNA-directed RNA polymerase complex. The record is from RefSeq and is a predicted model, not a curated record. The transcript is spliced from 15 exons. Gene Ontology annotation, biological process: regulatory ncRNA-mediated heterochromatin formation. Gene Ontology annotation, molecular function: ATP binding; helicase activity.
CUCUCUCGAAAACGAAACCUAGCGCUGUAUUUAAUCUCAGAGAGAAGCUCCGCUCCACAGAACAGCGAGAACGCAGACAGAGGAGCAGAAGAGCCGGAAAUUUGCACAGAAGAGAAGUUGAAGAAGCAUGGAGAAUGGUCAAAGACGAGGGGCAGGUGGAGGUUAUAGAGGAGGUGGCAGAGGAAGAGGAGGUGCAGGAAGAGGAGGAGGAGGAGGAGGAGGCAGAGGACGAGAAGGUCCUGAAGGAGGAGGAGGCAGAGGAAGAGAAGGUCCUGAAGGAGGAGGAGGAGGAGGAGGCAGAGGAAGAGAAGGUCCUGAAGGACGAGGAGGAGGAGGAGGCAGAGGAAGAGAAGGUCCUGAAGGAAGAGGAGGAGGAGGUAUCAGAGGAAGAGGAGGCAGAGAUGGAAGACGAGGAGCAGGAAGAGCACCUGGCGGUGGUAGAGAAGAGGCUCAGAGAGGUGAGAGACGAGUAGAAAACGGAGGAAACCCAAGGCCAGAUGUUCACAGGGAGAGAGAGAGGGGAGGAAUGGCCCCAAGAGGAAGAGGAGCAAGGGAAGGAGGAAGAGGGGGGCGUGGGAGAGGGGGGAACAGCAGAGAUGGUACCCCUGAGGUUCGCAGAAUUGGGUAUAAAACUUUGGAGGACCUCCUGCUGAAAGACUCUUCCGAGGUGGCCAUCACUCUUUCCUCCAGUGCAUCACUGAGGCUUCUUCUGGACGAGAGGACCAUGCGCCAAGACCUCGUACAGCUGCUGUGCCAGGUUCUCUGCAAGGCCUUCCAGUCCAAGCAUGACCGUAGAAUAGUCCUCCAUCUGGCUCAGGUGGUCAAGGAUUCCGCCUUCUUGAAAACAGUGCUCCCUUACUACGUGACGGGGAUGAUGACUGACUCGCUCCCUGCCCGAAGGUUGCAGUACCCUCUGCAUUUGGGCAACAUCCUCAGCCUCCUAACUGACGUGGUUAGCAUGUUCCCCUCCAGCUCUGUCCGUACAGUAUCAAUGCUGGUGGCUCUCUUGAAACCAGUGGUCAACCAGCUGCGAGCAUCUGGCGUAGACAUUAGCGCCACGGUUGAAGAGGACCUGGAGAAGAUUCAAGCCAUGGUGGACCACCUCCAAGAGAAAGCGAGAGAUGGGACCCUGAGGUCAGACAACUACACCAUUCUCCUAGGGAAUGAAGAAGCUCCACCAGGGGAGGAAGACUUCAGGACCAUAACCAUCUACCCAACCCCUGAAGAGUUCCAAGGAAACCAGAAGCCUUUCUUGCGGCCCAAUAUCACGUCACAGAGGUACCCCAGCGCCCACGUCUACCUGGACACACAUUUCAGGCUUCUGAGGGAAGACUUUGUGAGGCCGUUACGAGAAGGCAUUCAGCAGCUGCUCCAGAGUCAGCAGGAUGAAGCUCUCACCCGCGUACCAAUGAGAAAGAGGCGAUUCGAUGACAUCAGAGUCUACUUUGAUACCCAGCUGGUUGUACCACUCUGCACUCCAAACGGCAUUGCCUACAAAGUGAAGUUUGAUGCACGGCCCCUUGAGUUUGUGCGCUGGGAGAAUUCCAAGCGGCUGAUCUACGGGUCCCUGGUCUGUCUUUCUAAGGACAACUUUGAAACGUUCCUCUAUGCUACGGUGUCUGACCGCGAUCCCAAAUUGCUGAGAAAAGGUGAAGUCCAGCUGAGUUUCUCUAAAGACAGCCGAGCCGAGCUGGCCAGGAUGAAGGCCUCUCAGUCCUUUCUGAUGGUGGAGACCACGGCUUACUUUGAGGCCUAUCGCUACGUCCUGGUGGGGCUUCAGGAGCAAGAAGAGGAAGAUCUCCCCUUUCAGGCGUACAUUGUGGAGUGUGACCCAGAUGUCCAUCCUCCAGCGUAUCUUCCACAGUCCAGGGAAACAUAUGAUCUCUCCUGCGUCGCAGCGGAGGGCCAUAAGGACAGCAUGAAACACGUUAACCCCCUGGAUGAAGAUGCCUGGCCAACUGAGGAGCAGCUGGGCCUGGAUGAGAGCCAACUCCGAGCCUUUAAGCUGGCCCUUACUAAAGAACUGGCUAUUAUACAGGGACCACCCGGCACAGGAAAAACAUAUGUGGGACUAAAGAUUGCAAAGGCUUUGCUGGAGAACUCGAAGGUGUGGUCUGAUAAUUCCCCAAUGCUGGUGGUCUGCUACACUAAUCAUGCACUAGACCAGUUUCUGGAAGGUAUCCACAGCUUUAUGAAGAACGGCAUUGUACGUGUGGGAGGGCGUAGUAACAGUGAGAUCCUGAAACCUUUUUCUCUGCGGGAGCUGAAGAGGACAAGAAACUUCCGCCGGGACCUUCCUUCGCACCUAAAGAAGGCCUUCAAUGAGAUUUACUUGGAUAUGAGAGAGGCGGAAACAGAGAUCCAGCAACAGUCGGCUCAGCUGGAGUGCAGUCUGCGUGGUGUCAUUAACGAGCGCUUCCUGCAGCAGUACAUACACUAUCAUCACUGGGAUAGCCUGAUCUUCAUUCCGAUGAUGAAUGAAUAUGCACAUGUAGGAGAGAAGCUGUCUGUGAUGAAAGAGUGGCUUGGCCUUGGGGAUUCUGUAUUCCAGCAGGCAGAGCAGAAUGGAGCCAAUGGAAAUGCAGAUGUGAAUGAGGAUGGUGUGGCAGCAGAGGAAGAGGCGCUUUUGGAAGUGGAUGAGGAGGCGAAUCUGAUGCAGGCUGACAGGAUUCUGGAGGAUGCUGAACCAUGGGGUCGAGAUCCUCACGAGCGCAGAAGACAGGAGAGGGACUUAGCAGAACUAGCUGAUCUCAUGCUGGCCAUGAACCUGGACCAGGCUGAGAAUCAGCCACCACAUCAGCAGGGUCAUGGACCGGAACUGGACCCUGCUGCUGAAGAGAUUUGGGAGGUGCAGCAGCACCAGAAGAAGAAGAUGAAGAAGAUGGUCCAGAAAGAGCUAAGAAAGAGUUCAACCAUGAGUGAAGAAGAAGAGGAGCAGGUGAUGAACGUAUGGCAGCUCACGCUAAAAGACAGAUGGAAACUUUAUCGUCUGUGGGUGCAGCGGUACCGGACUGACCUUCGUACGAAAACUCUUCAGGCUGAACAAGUCUAUCAAGAAGCUGCCGAGCGCCUUGCGGAAAUCCGCCGGCGGGAGGAUCUGUGCGUGCUCGUGCAAGCCAAAGUCAUCGGCAUGACCACCACAGGCGCUGCCAAAUACCGGCAGGCCCUGCAGGAGCUUCGGCCCAGGCUGGUAAUUGUGGAGGAGGCAGCUGAAGUGCUGGAGGCCCACACCAUUACAACACUCAGCCGAGACUGCCAGCACCUGAUCCUGAUUGGAGAUCACCAACAGCUCAGACCCAGUGCCACGGUGUACGAACUGGCCAAGAAUUUCAACCUGGAGGUCUCCAUGUUCGAGAGACUUGUUAACAGAGAAUUUCCCUACGUCAGGCUUAACUACCAGCAUCGAAUGAGGCCAGAUAUCGCUCGUCUGUUGACUCCACAUAUCUACUCAGAACUAGAGAACCACCCCUCUGUGUUGGAGUAUGAGGAUGUCAAGGGGAUUUUUACAAACCUUUUCUUCAUCGACCACAAGUCCCUCGAGGUGGAAAUAAAGGACAAUAAAAGUCAUCAGAACCUUUUCGAGGCUCAUUUUGUGGUGGCCCUGUGUCGCUACCUGUUGCGUCAAGACUACCAGCCCUCUCAGAUCACCAUCCUUACCACCUACACUGGGCAGCUCUUCUGCUUGAAAAAACUCAUGCCCUCCAAGGAGUUCUCAGGGGUCAAUGUUCAUGUUGUCGACAAGUACCAAGGGGAGGAGAAUGACAUUGUCAUCUUGUCGCUGGUGCGCAGCAACUUGGAGGGCAGGGUUGGAUUCCUGCAGAUACCGAACCGUGUUUGCGUAGCGCUUUCCCGUGCGAAGAAGGGACUCUACUGCAUUGGGAACAUGGAAAUGUUUAGCAAGGUGAAGCUGUGGAGUGGGAUCCUUCACACUCUGAGAGAGAAAGGUCAGGUAGGUCGAGCUUUGACGUUGAGUUGUCAGAACCACCCAGAAAAGCGGACCUUGGUGUCCUCUUCUUAUGACUUCGAGAAGGAGGUCCCAGAAGGAGGGUGCAACAAGCCCUGUGAAUUCCGCCUUGACUGUGGCCAUGUGUGCAUCCGCAUGUGCCACCCGUACGAUGUUGAUCACAAAAAGUACAGGUGCAACAAGGACUGCCCUAAGGUGCUGUGCGAACUUGGCCACAGAUGCACUCGUAAAUGCUAUCAGGAGUGUCGUAAAUGUGAGGUACUUUUGGAAAAGAUCAUUCCACAGUGCCAGCACAUACAAAAGAUGCUAUGCCACCAGGAGCCUGAACUUUUUGUGUGCCAGGAACCCUGUCAGAAGAUGCUGAGCUGUGGUCAUCAAUGCCAAGCAAGUUGCGGAGAGCCAUGCACAACCUUCUGCCAGGUCAUUGUUCCCAUGACUCUUAAAUGUGGCCACACCCAGGAUGAAGCAUGCGGCACCUCUGAGAAUGUCACAGGGCAGCUGAACUGCAGAAACAAAUGUAAAACAGUCCUAAAAUGUGGGCACCCUUGCCCCGGCACCUGCCACGAAUGCUUCCAAGGUCGCCUCCACAGGUCAUGUAGGCAUAAAUGCCAGCAUAUUCUUCCCUGUUCACAUCAGUGCCGCGUGCCUUGCUCAAGGGGCUGCCCACCGUGCACACUCCCUUGUGAGAACCGAUGUGUUCACAGUGCAUGCAAGAAUAAAUGCGGGCAGCCAUGUGCUCCUUGUGCUGAACCCUGUCAGUGGCAAUGCCCUCAUCAAAGAUGUAGCAAACUGUGCCAUGAGCCAUGCGAUCGCCCGCCAUGUUCGGAGAAAUGCGACAAACAGUUACCCUGUGGGCAUCCCUGCAUCGGGCUUUGUGGCGACUCCUGUCCAAACAAGUGCCGCAUUUGCCACCGCGACGAAGUGACUGAGAUCUUCUUCGGUAGUGAAGAUGAGCCAGAUGCUCGCUUCAUCCAGCUAGACUGCGGUCACAUCAUUGAGUCCACUGCCAUGGACCAUUACAUGAGCAUGGAUGAAGACAAAGCAGCCAGUCUUGACCAGCUGGCAAUCCGUCUGAAGGAGUGUCCCAGGUGCCGCCAACCCAUUCGCAAGAACACGCGCUACGGCACCCAUGUCAACCGCAGUCUGGCAGAGAUCGAGAAGGUGAAGGAGCGGAUCAAUGGAUCACAGUCUGACAUUAAGCAGAAGCAGGAGGAGCUCAAGAUGCUUCUAAAGAGUAAGUUCAGGCUUAUGGAUUACCUUCCAGAAGACUAUGAAAGGAUCAGGGAGAGACUUCAGAAGUCUAACCUGUCUCUCCAAGACCUCUUGCACCAGGAGAACUUGAUAUCUGUCCUUGAGAGUCUUGGGGAGCUGAUAAAGACGCAAGAGGAUUACAUGUCUCCUGAUAGGGGUCAUUUUUUCUUGCGGCGUGUUAACGAGUGCCUCAAAUUUCUGCACGAUGCUUCCCAGAGAUUCUCAGAGCAGCAAGUUGAAGAUCUCGAGCGUGAAAUGAAGAGGCUCUCCUUUCUAGCUGAUCUCAAUGUCCGCUGCAAGAAGGCUGAUUUCCAAGCACUUGGGGUCAGAGUUAAUCGAAAGGUGAGACAGGCACGAGAGAUUCUGGAGGACACUCAGCCAUUCACUGAGAAGAAUGAGCUGGAAGUGAAGGGCAUUUUAAAAGAGCUUGAUGCCGAACUCCCACGUAGUGGUCUGGGGAUCAGCGAUGAUGAGAGAAAGAUGAUUGUCAAUGCCAUGAAUAUGAACCGGGGCCACUGGUUUAAGUGCCCCAAUGGCCACAUAUAUGCGAUUGGAGACUGUGGAGGUGCCAUGGUAAGUCGCAAGUGUCCCAAUUGCGAUGCUCAGAUUGGUGGCGCCAAUCAUACUCUCACUGCGGGUAAUACUGUUGCCAGUGAGAUGGAUGGAGCACAACAUGCUGCCUGGUCAGAACAAGCCAAUUUGCUUAACUUUGACCCCAGGGAUCUUUGAAUUCGUAUACUGUUUACUGUCUGUUCUAGCGAUAUCAAAGUAAACGUGAAUUA